This is a messenger RNA of Salvelinus sp. IW2-2015, 3706 nucleotides long. The record is from RefSeq and is a predicted model, not a curated record. NCBI's taxonomy places the organism in Eukaryota, Metazoa, Chordata, Actinopteri, Salmoniformes, Salmonidae.
CGACCACACUGGCUCACUGCGACUCAUCACCAUCAAGCCAAUGGCGGCCCAGCCCACAUACUCCUACCCAUCCUCCUCCAGUCACAGCCAGGACUCAGUCGUCCUCAACGGGGAGGCAAACAUGGGGCUCAAGCAGAAAACCGACAUCGAACACUACAGGAACAAAGUACGCCAGAAAGCCAAGAGAAAAGGCUACUGUGAUUUCCCCAUCACAGACAAUGGCAUCCACCCAUUCAACCCCAGAGAGAGGCACAGUAGGCCUGAGAUGGCAAAGGAGCCAAUGACUGCUGAGGAGAAGAGGGCCUCCUAUGCAGGAUGCCACAUCAGGAGGCACCCCCCGUCGAGAGAGCCAGCCUACUGGAGCCGUCAGUCCCUGGUCGCCAGCAGCCCUAGCCCCGUGGAGACGGAGAUGGACCUGCUGGUCCUCAGGGAGAGGUCCAGGAGAGGCAUCCGCAACAGCGGUUAUGACGCAGAGCCAGAGACGUUCCAGGAGACCAACGUGGACCGACUGAUGUGCUCCCUGGGUUAUGGUGGAAGCCAUCAGGUCAAAGGUCUCUCGGACUCGUCCACUCUGAGCUCUCAGCCCUCCAUCGACGAGGUCCGGCAGCAGAUGCAUAUCCUGCUGGGUAAUGCCUUUGGGCUGGCCCCAGACGAGCCCUCGCCUGCCAGCCACCACCACCACCACCACCCUCACCCCCACCUCCACAGUUCCUACAAUCCCAGCCACACUAGCGCUUACUCCGAGGGGGUGACCAGCGCCCCUGGCACCAUGAACCAUCCAUGCGGAGGAGGCCACCAGCGCGGGUCUGCCUACGGGCCGGAGAUCCACCAGUGUAGCUUACCCAAACCUGGCUUCAGGUUCACUCAGCUUCCUGACAUGGGCGUUGGACCGCCACCUCCUCUGAUACCCUCCAGGCCUGGACCCCCAACCGGGACCUCAAUGAGGCUUUCUUCACCCGAUGUCAGCCUGAAGCCUCGUGUUUCCGAGGCCUCUGAGAUGCAGAGUCAGCACAAUGGUGCCCCCUAUCUGCUUAUCAACAGAGCGCCCUUCCCUGCUGUUACUGUUGACCAGUCCAUGACCAGUUACUCAGGAAACCCAAUGACAGGAGUCUACGCCAUAUCAGCCAACCGCCCUGGUUACUCAGACUACUUUGUCAUGCCUCCACCAGCGUCGUAUGGAAGCCCAUCCUGGAUGUCCUACCCACCAGAACCCGAGGACAUCCCACACCAGUGGAAUGAUACUGUAAAUACUAAUCCGUGUCAUUUAGAAACCAUUUGUUGAGAUUACAUGGUCUUUGGAGCUGAGUGGAGACAGCAUAUAUUUCGGUGUCCUUUUGGUUAGGCAGUAGGGCCUCCCUCCCUCACAUUGAGUACCCCUGGACUCGAGCACCCCGCCCUGCCCUUCACCCCUGGCUCUGGCUACUGGCCCCUGGCCUUCCUCCUCAGCCCAGCCAGGCCCUCUCUGCUCUGCUCUCUGAGCCCCAGGUCUCCCAGACCUCACAGCCUCCAUGUCAACUGCCACCAGCCAGCAGAGGAUGGCCUAGACUACAGUACAGCAGCACUAUCCCUCAUGGUAGUGCCACAUACAUCCUCUACCCUGGUCCACACCAUCCAACGACAGGGCUGGCAAAGCUGGUCUAACUAACUGUGCUUUUUGAUUAUCCAAAUUCCUUAAUGGACAGAAGAGUUGUACCUACUACUGGUGGUUUGUGUGUAUUUAAAAAACUAACUUAGUCUCUCAGUUUCAGUUGUUGGAUAUUUGUGUGCUUUGUCGUUUACUUUCAUGCUUUACUUCUUUUUAAAAGGGGAAAAUAAUUUAGUGAGUGUAUGUUGUGCGCUCACCUUAUUAAAAGGCCCAACAAAAAAAAAAAACGUGCGAAGAAAGGCUUUGGUGUGAGUGGCUAUGUCAUUCUGUAUUUUUAAAAUGUACUCAUGACCUUUACCCAAUCAGAUUACAGUAAAAAAAAAACAACGGUCACCUGUUCUGUCAUUCAUAUGUUCAUGAAGUUUGUCUACUGACCAUGAUUAUGAAAAGAUGGAUAGAGGCGUAUAUUGCUGCACACAAAUGAUCUUACGAUGGUUCCUCACGUGUUACGGUUUUGUAUUCGGAAAUGUUGACUUAUAUUGGGUCCUAUCCGUUCACUGGACAGAGUGGUAAAGAAGAUGGGUGUCGGAUGGGCCACAGGUGUGUUGAUUAAAUAUAUUAUGUAACGUGAUGACAUGAAUUAUUGACGAGACUUCUGCCAGCCGUGAGAGACAAGAGAGAGCGAGAGAUUUUCUUGUAUAUUUUGACACCAUUUUCUUUAGACAUGUUGACUUGCUUUACUGCAUUUUUGAAUUUGAAGGAUGGUCAGAUUGCUUUCAAUCCUAUUUUCUAAUUUGUCAAAGGGUACCAACACAGGAUCACAUAGUGUAAAACAAAUACCACAUUUCGAAUGUAUUCAUGUCGGUGCAUAUGCUGGUAUAUGCACAAUUACUCACUCGGUCAUAACAUAAGCAAAAUGAUGGAUAAUUCUAUGUUUUACUAGUAUUUACUGAGUUUCCAGAAUCUCAAAACAAGGAAAACGUGAUGGCUAGGGCCCUUUACCAUGUACUGUACAUGCUACGAGUUCAGUUCAUCAGUGCACCAAAAGAUGUUACCAGACUUGGCGAUGUGUAUUACUGCGCUGAUAUUGCAUAUCUGAUAAUGACGUAGCAUUGGAAAAGCGUUCACACUUUGAAAUAGUAACAGAAUAAGGUCUAAUCAAUGUGAUAUAAUAGGAAAUAGAAAAUACAGUUUGGUCUAUCACAAUGUAGGUACGACAUUAGUUUAGUAUGGAUUAGAUGAACAUAGCACUUUCUUAGAUUACCUGGCCCUACAAAACUGCAGUAUCAAUGCGAAUACUUUGUUAAAGCAUGCAAUAUUCAUAUUUGAAAUAUUAGAUUUUUUAAAAACAAAUUAUUUGAGUCAUACUCAAUGAUAAUGGAGCAAAUGCAAAGUCAGUAUCUAGUCCAUUUGUUUGACUGGGUAGGUGUCUUUAAAUGGAUCUCAACUGUUGCUACCCAGUUUGACAAAUGUUAUUUUACUAUUUUUCUACAAAAUUAUGAAUCAAUUAUUUUGGGAGAUGUAGUUCCAAAAGGUUAAGCGUAAUAUUCCAAAGGAAAUAUGAUGACAUUUUAAAAAGCUGAAACGCAAAUACCUUUUGAGAAUCUAUAUGAUUUGCUCUGUAAUACUACAUCCCUUUUCACCUCUACUCAUACAUUUGUAAAAAUUCCUCUUCCAGAUUUAUUCACAGUAAAGUUUCACUCAACAAUGUGGUUGAGACUUGAAAAGGAAUCAUAAUGUAGCCUAUACAUUUAACAUCUUGGCCUUUGUCAAGCACAAACAAUUUGGUUGGUGCUUGGAAUCAUCAUCAUUAUCACUUGUAUCGCUAAAAGACAAAAGGUACUCCCAUUUGGCUAAAAUAAAAUCAUUGGUAUGUUCAGUUACCCAUAUUUCAAGCUAAUGAAUGGAAAAUAUGAUUGAUUAAYACAGUCAAAGGGAACAUAAUGAAUGAGUUGACACAAGUUGAUGUACUGUUGAUGCGUCUUUUAUCAGACACAUUUCUGAGAUGGAAUGUGAUUAUAGGCCCCUGAGGUGUCGGAAGGCACAGCAGUUUGAAUCAUGUCAUGCAGAAUGCAGUUGGAUGUAGUUAUGCAGAAUUUGGGUGAAAUAAAAAACAAUACA